Molecule: messenger RNA, 885 nt
Organism: Funneliformis mosseae
Lineage: Eukaryota; Fungi; Glomeromycota; Glomeromycetes; Glomerales; Glomeraceae
Source: the annotation of a GenBank genome assembly
AUGAUUUCAACAAUUUUAUUUGAUAUUCCUAGCAUUCUCAUUAGUGUAGGAGUAGGAAUAGUCACAUAUUUGGCAUAUUUUUAUUUCAAGUUCUUCACUCGUCCUAACCCGAUUCCUGGUCCAAUUCCACUACCGUUUAUAGGAAAUCUACAUCAAUAUCCUGGAGACAUGUCAGAAUUCUCUGAAACAUGUCAAAAAAAGUAUGGCGAUAUUUGGGAAUUCUAUAUUGGACAUCCUAGCGAUAAAACAAGAGGGAUCGGAUUGGGCAGAGCGGAAUUAUUGGAAAAAGAAAAGAUUAACGUGGAUUCUACCGUGUUAAAGGAGUCUGAAGAAUUUAUUAAAAGAAUUAAUGACUUUAUUACAAGCCUGCAAUAUUUCUUGUUAACACCAAAAUGGCUACGACAUUUCCCUGGCGGAUUUAAAAAGAAAACCAUGCGAUUAUUAAAGGAAAGAGAUAAUAUGAGAAAAGAUUUAUUAAAAUUGGUUACACAACGAAGGGAAGAAAUUAAUAACACUCCUUUGGAUGAGCCAAUUACUCCUGACAUGCUUUCAAUGUUCUUGACGGUUAACACCGAAAGAGAUAUUACUGAGCAAAUUGCCAAUGAAACUAAUACGGAACCGAUGACAGAUGAAGCCAUCGUUGGUAACUUUAUGGAAGCUGUUUCUGGAGAAGAAACUUUAGAUAAAUACAUUAUUCCUGCCGAAACCCAAUUCUUUAUAAACCAAAGGGGUAUAAAUAAGCAUAAAUCUAAUUGGACUAAUCCUGAAAAAUUUGAUCCUGAUCGAUUUAUUAAUGGUCAAGAUAAAAAUUUAGCAUUCCAAUUUGGAGGCGGUGCAAGGAUGUGUCCAGCUACUAGUCGUUUUUCAACGUUUUCAGGUGAAUGA